Arabis nemorensis is the source of this 1218-nucleotide messenger RNA. The record is from the annotation of a GenBank genome assembly. Lineage: Eukaryota; Viridiplantae; Streptophyta; Magnoliopsida; Brassicales; Brassicaceae.
AUGUCGUCGGUAUGCGUGAACGAUGCAUUAACCGACGACGAGCUGAGAUGGGUAUUGUCGACGCUAGACAGCGACAAGGACAAAGAAGUGUUUGGUCUUGUCUGCAAGCGGUGGCUACAUCUACAAAGCACCGACCGGAAGAAGCUAGCGGCGCGUGCUGGUCCACACAUGCUCCGCCGUCUCGCCUCAAGGUUCACUCAAAUCGUGGAAUUGGACUUGUCUCAGUCAAUCUCAAGGUCUUUUUAUCCAGGUGUCACUGAUUCCGACCUUGUUGUUAUCGCUGAGGGAUUCAAGUGCCUCAGAGUUCUUAAUCUGCACAACUGUAAAGGUAUUACAGAUACUGGGUUGGCCUCAAUUGGAAGGUGUCUUUCUUUACUGCAGUUUCUAGAUGUGUCAUACUGCAGAAAGCUCUCAGAUAGAGGAUUAUCGGCAGUUGCAGAAGGCUGUCAUGAUCUAAGGACAUUGCAUCUAGCGGGUUGUCGUUUCAUCACCGACGAAUCGUUAAAAUCACUCUCUGAGAGAUGUCGUGACCUGGAAGCUCUCGGGCUUCAAGGCUGCACCAAUAUCACUGAUUCAGGCCUUGCUGAUCUUGUGAAGGGAUGCAGAAGGAUAAAAACUUUGYAUAUCAAUAAAUGCAACAACGUAGGAGAUGCUGGAGUUUCCGUUGUGGCGGAAGCUUCUGCAUCUUCCCUCAAGACGCUUAAAUUGCUGGACUGUUACAAAGUCGGGAACGAAUCUAUAUCGUCCCUGGCACAGUUUUGCAAGAACCUGGAAACUCUGAUAAUCGGUGGAUGCAGAGACAUCUCUGACGAAUCUAUCAUAUUACUGGCAGAUUCCUGCAAAGACAGUCUCAAGAACUUGAGGAUGGAUUGGUGCUUGAAUAUAUCUGACUCUUCCCUUAGCUGCAUUCUGAAUCAGUGCAAGAACUUGGAGGCUCUUGAUAUCGGUUGCUGCGAAGAGGUCACAGACACUGCUUUCGGGGAUUUGGGGAGCAACGAUGUUUUGGGAUUGAAGGUUUUAAAGGUGAGCAACUGCCCAAAAAUCACGGUAACAGGGAUAGGCAAGCUUUUGGAGAAAUGCAGUUCCCUGGAGUAUCUAGACGUAAGGUCUCUUCCACAUGUGACAGAAGUGAGAUGUAGUGAAGCUGGCCUGGAGUUCCCCAAAUGUUGUAAAGUUAACUUUUCGGGAAGUUUAACCGAGCCAGAUGUUCUGCUUUGA